AUGGACGCGCCAGGAUGCUCGCAAGUCUGCUCAUCCAGUGGCUCUGCCGAUUACGAUUUGCCCGAACUUCCAUCAGUUCUUCCGACGUCUCCAACUCGUUCCGCUUCCAAUGCCAAGUCGAGUUCCAAGUCGGGGCAACCAGUACAGAGACACGCGAGACCAACAGAGUGCUCGAUCUGUGGGAAGAAUGCAAGCGGAUACCACUACGAUGUGCCCUCGUGCAAUGGCUGCAAGACCUUCUUCAGAAGAUUGUGCAUUUCCGAGAAGAACUUUGCCUGUAAAGCCAACGGGAAUUGCUUUGAUUUGAUGGUCAGAGGUCAGAUGCGAAUCACAUUUUAACCAUGUCCAAUCCCAACCAUUUCUAUUCAGACAAACCCAUCAAAUGUCGAGCGUGUCGCUACCAAAAGUGCAUUUCUGCGGGAAUGAAUCCGCUAGCGAUGCAAGUGGACGAAAAAGAAGCCACUGCCGGGAACUUUAAGAAACUCACGAAAAGACCAAAGCAGGAAAGUAUAGACGAAGAGAUUGAGGAGGAUGAGCAUCAACACGAUAAGCGAAUAGUGACGAAACAGACAAUCAACGAGUUGAACUCGCUUGAAAACAAGAUGCAGAAGAUGGUGGAUCUGCUCGUGUACUUGGAGUCCAAGGUCGAAAAGUUCCGAGCUUCCUCCUACAACCCGGAUUGGAAGACCAUGACGGGAUUAGAAGGAUUUUUGUUGAGCUCUAACCAAAUUUCAGUGGCUGAUAAGGCGGGUCCGAUGCCCGGAUGGCCGCUAAAAACUGAUUGUUCUCCACCGAAACCUCCAAACUUUGCGAUGCAAAAAGGGCCACAGUACUCUCCUGAUCGGUAAUAAUAAUAGCUAAACAAUAGUUAUGCGUCAACUACUACUAAACGUUCAGAAAACAAUGGCUCAUCUUCGAUCUAAUGACUACUGUCGAGUACGCCAAAACGUUCAUGUUCUUCCAUCGUCUCGACCUCAGAGAUCGGAUGAUUCUCAUGCGAUACGUGACGCUGGCUAUUAUGAAUCUGCACAUUUCGUACUUCACUGUCAGCAAGAAAUUCGACACCAUCAUUCAUCCGGACGGAAAAUUGGCGCCCCAAAAAAAGUGGGUUGUGAUUAGAUCGUUGAAGAGGUAGAGAAGAACGAGUUGUGUUCAGAGGAAUGGUGUACGCUGAAACUGUCAUGUCGAUUUCACCGCUGAUCCGAUGUGAGAUUCAGUCGACAGAGUAUGUACUUUUGAAGGCGAUCACGUUGUGCAAUCCGGGUGAGCAUUUCGGGAAGAGAACGCUCUUCUUUUUUGUAUCAAAAACCCACGUUUACAGCGGUGCCCGACCUCUCCAAUCAUGCUCAAGAGAUCCUUUCGGGUGAGCGCGAGCAGUACGCCGACGCUCUUUUCGAUCAUUGUCUCCGAAAUCGGAAAGACGGUCCGGCUCAGUUUGCCGAGCUCAUCGCAAUGGUCGAUCUUCUGGAGAGGCAGCAGCGAAUGCAAAAGAAUUUGCAUUUGCUCUACGUCGCACCAUUCGUCUCCAAAAUUCCUGUGGCCGAACGAAUGCACUUGGUGGAGGAUAUUCUCAAUUCCUGA
Caenorhabditis sp. 36 PRJEB53466 is the source of this 1581-nucleotide messenger RNA. NCBI's taxonomy places the organism in Eukaryota, Metazoa, Nematoda, Chromadorea, Rhabditida, Rhabditidae. The record is from the annotation of a GenBank genome assembly.